This is a messenger RNA of Colletotrichum abscissum, 1122 nucleotides long. RefSeq lists its product as uncharacterized. Bases 1 to 1122 code for a protein of 373 amino acids. NCBI's taxonomy places the organism in Eukaryota, Fungi, Ascomycota, Sordariomycetes, Glomerellales, Glomerellaceae. The transcript has 5 exons. The record is from RefSeq and is a predicted model, not a curated record.
AUGGGGCGGCCGGAGGACUAUGGCCAGACGAUCAACGCGGUUAUCUGGUCUCAGGUUGGAGCGUCGCUAUUCUUUCUGUGCCUACGGUUAUACUGCAAAUUUAAGAAACGCAGUGGACUCUGGUGGGACGACCAUGUUCUCAUAGCAUCUUGGGUCACCUUGAUGAUUGCAUCAGCAUUAACAACGUGGAACGUGUCCCUCGGCUUCGGCAAACAUGUGUACCAAAUCAAUCCAGUAAACUUCCCUCAGAUCGGCUUGAACGGCAAUGUCAUCAGUACGAUAUCGAUUACAUCGGCGGUAUGGAGCAAAACAUCCUUCGCGAUGACUUUACUCCGAAUCGAGGAGAAAGGUUGGACAAGAAACUUGAUAUGGGGUGCGAUUAUAUCGAUGAACGUCCUUAUGGGCCUCAACGCUAUGGCUGCUUGGGUGCAGUGUACCCCGAUCGAAAAGUACUGGCUUCCCCAAACACCAGGAAAGUGCUGGAGUCCGAAGGUAGCAGCUUACUACGGGGUAUUUGCUGCAGGAUAUUCUGCUCUAAUGGACAUACUGCUCGCCAUGCUCCCAUGGAAAUUGAUAUGGGGACUUCAAAUGAAGAUGAAAGAGAAGAUUGGUGUCGGCAUUGCCAUGAGUAUGGGACUAUUCGCUGGCGGGACCUCGAUUGUCAAGUGCACGACGAUUCCUACUCUGCUUUCUGGAGACUUUACAUAUGACGGUAGCGACCUCGUCAUUUGGGGAACCGUGGAAUCAGGUGUAACGAUCAUGGCGGCCUCCAUACCUGUUCUCCGUGUCCUCAUCCGCGACGUUGCAAGUACUGCUCGCAAGUACUACGGCAACUCAGCCACCCGUACCAAUGGGUCUCGAUUCGGCGGAGGCCUCACGCGUACCAACACAGUAACUGUAACAACUUCGACAACACGAAAGGGUUCUAUUAGGAGGAAAUGGGACAAGCUCGCCGAUGAUCGGAGCGAUAAAAGCAUACUUGGGGUCGAGUCGGAACCCGGGUUUGGCAAGAUCGUCAGGACAAACGAGAUCGUUGUGCAGUAUGAUACGAGGAGCGAUGUUGAAGGGCAUAAUGGGAGCUACGAGAUGGACCAGAUGGAUCGUAUGAACCGCAUGGUAUAA